Molecule: messenger RNA, 1355 nt
Organism: Branchiostoma floridae (Florida lancelet)
Lineage: Eukaryota; Metazoa; Chordata; Leptocardii; Amphioxiformes; Branchiostomatidae
Exons: 4
Coding region: 493-876 (127 amino acids)
Source: RefSeq, a predicted model, not a curated record
CGAGCUAGAGGGACUUGUACUUGGCCGAAUCAUAAACGUCUCUUGUAGGAAUGCUAGACAGUAGUUGAUUGAUAUCUCUGCAAUUCUAUACAUAGCAACUCUUAUCCCUUACAGAAUUGUCCAGAUGCAUGUGAAACUUUAAUAGGUUGCAGAACAUUGAGAAGUCGGACAUAAAUCUAUGCAUAUGUCUGAUGGAUGUAUAACGUGGGCGAUGAGCGCGUCCUCUGUGACUUUUCCUCAACGGAGCAGACUGAGAUCGGCCUGGAAAACUCCAUUCCUUCCCACACCUUAUCGUCACGGAGAUCUUCCGGGACAACCAACCAAGCAGAGCUGCUCUCCGGUGAUCUGUUUAAAACCUUCCUGCCAGACCGUCAGCCGCUGACAGGCGAGAAGCCCGCGUUGGUGAUCGCAAGGGUCGCUGGAAGCAGAGUGGGUGAUUGGAAUUGUCAGAGUGGACGUCGUUCUCCGUCUUCCCUCUCUUAAAGAUACGCGAUGAGGCCCUCGACGAUGGCGCUUGUGGUUUUGGUAAUGGCCACCACCAUGUGCCUGGCCCAAGCCGUGAUGCACAACCACAUCUUCCCCUGGUACGAGUUCAAAAGGGCGGAAGCGGCCCGGGUCAGGAGACCUGCGUCUGGCGAGGAGUUCCGCGUUAUGAUGCCCGGGGAUGGGACCUCUCCACAGAGCGAAGACGACACGGAGGUUGAUCCGGUGGAGGCUGCGGUACCGUUUGAUGUAGACAGGGACGCCCUGCCUGUAGAGGCACAGCCGCUGCACACCAGGCUGGGGUGGAUGUACGUCUGCUACAACCAGAAGACUGGCAAGUGGCGAUUCUGUAGGGGAGACCCGAGUAAGGCCGAGGACAGGGUCCGCUGGUGACGUGGAAAUCCCAUCAUGCCCAGCGCCGCCGUGGCCUUGUCCGACUCCAAAGCGCAUGCGUCAUGGAUUAACCUCUGACCUUCACUAAGACAUCAGCGAAAUUCAAGAGCGAUUCUAUGCUAUGAAAGUUGUCUACAGUCUGUAGCAAUGUUGUAAAAGACUAUUUAUCGUUGUUUAAUAUUUGUCUAUAAAUAUAUACUGUUACAUGACAUACCAUAUGGGACAUGGAGUGAGGCAUAAUGCCGUUUGAUAGGUAGAAACGUUUAUGGACAGUGACAAUCUUUUGAUGGAAUAGUUGUUAUACCCUUGUAGAAAAUUGGGACUGAAAUGUGUCCGAGUUACUAAUCUAUCCAAACGUAACAGAUGCACAAAAUGAAUUUAUAAGCAACUUCUCCAUAUCAAGUUAUUUUCAAAUAUAGCCACCUUCACAAUAAAAAGAAAAGUGAUAUGAGAAACUUUUGGUUCGGCCCGAUCCGUUA